AUGACCUCAAAAGAGCCCUCAACCUCGGCCCCAGACAUCGAUAUUCUUCCACCGAACCUACAAAUACACCCACCACUAGUUCCAGAACAACAACUUCCGAGUCCGAACUCCUCUGAGGAAUCGCGAAACCUGAUCACUGCGAACUUUACGCACUUCCGAGAUGACCCUUUCUCAUUCCUUCGUGAGAUCUCCCUUCAUUAUAGCGGUACAGGAUGGCGUGCAUACGACGAACCGAUUGGCCAGAAGAUAUUCUACAAGGGAUUCAGCGAUGAGAUGAAAGCGCGUGUGCUGGAUAGCAGGAUGUUGAAGGCUAAGCUGCAAGAGUUAGCAGGUCGGAGGGUCGUGAUAGAGGAUGAAAUGGGGUUGUUCGGCGAGGAGAAGAGGCGGCAGAAGAGGCUACAGGAGGUAGAGAAGCAAUUAAAUGAGGUUGCGGAGGAAAUAGUCGAAGGGAUGAUUUGCAAGUUUGAGAGUAAAAGGUUUAUUAGGGGAGCAUACUUCAUUUGCGUCCAACUCCUAGCAAGGACCUACCACCGUGGAAUCCACGUCUCGACACUAGAAAUCCAAAACCUGCGAGAAACUGCCAAAUUAGCUGCGGCGCGCAAGCAAUCGCUCAUCUUCCUCCCAUGUCAUCGCUCCCACAUAGACUACGUCUCGCUGCAGGUGAUCUGUUAUCGGCUCGGUCUGACCCUUCCAGUAGUGGUGGCAGGGGACAACCUUAAUUUUCCCCUUGUUGGUCCAUUCCUCCAACACGCAGGGGCAAUGUUCAUAAGGCGCUCAUUCAGUGGCGACGAGGUGUACACCGCUAUUGUUCAAGCAUAUGUCGAUGCACUACUAUCUGGCGGGUACAACUUUGAAUGCUUUAUUGAAGGCGGUCGUUCAAGGACUGGCAAGUUGCUCGCGCCAAAAUUCGGCAUACUCAGUUUCAUCUUGGACUCAAUUCUCAGCGGCAGGGUUCAGGAUGCUUGGUUUAUUCCCGUCUCAACACAAUACGACAAAGUCAUUGAGACAGAGGCCUACGUUAGUGAACUACUGGGAAUCCCAAAAGUCAAAGAAAACCUCUGGGACUUCCUCAGCAGCAGCAAGUUCCUCAACCUCAACAUGGGUAGGGUGGACGUCCGUUUCCACGAACCCUGGAGCCUGCGUACCUUCGUCGAGAGCCAGAUAGACAAGAUCCGGGCUGAGGGCGCAAUAGGCAUAAGCCUAACCCCCCGACUAAUCAACCCGGCGGAUGCAAACGUUGGUCAGGACACUGUAGACAGAGCUGACCCCGAAGUCCGCCUCAAGGUCCUACGAAGUCUGGGGUAUAGAGUCCUUGGCGACAUAAACCGCGUAUCUGUUGUCAUGCCCACUUCCCUGAUCGGCACAAUCCUGCUAACCCUGCGCGGUCGGGGAGUUGGAAAAUCUGAACUAGUCCGACGGAUGGAAUGGCUGCGCACAAGAAUCCGAGCUAAGGGCGGCAGAGUUGCUCAUUUCGGCAUUGCGGAGACCGAAACCGUUGUUGAGCGUGGUUUGGAGGUUCUCGGAGAACUGGUUGGUCGAGUAGACGGUCUCGCGGAAGAAACUUUCUUCGCCGUGGACCGGUUUCAGUUAAGCUUCUACAGGAACAUGGUUAUUCACCUCUUCAUCAGCGAGACCAUCGUCGCAGCAGCAAUGUAUACGAGGAUCAAACAAGGUGGCGGGCCAGCCAACCAGCGGGUGGAAUACCAAACCUUACUAGACCAGGUUUCCUUCCUAUCGCAGCUAUUCCGCGGGGAAUUUGUCUUCCCCACCGAAGGUCUCAUAACGAAUCUUAGCAAAACCCUUACAGGCCUGUCGGCGGACAAUGUGAUCACAGUGACCAGCAAUUCCGAUAGUAAAAUCGGAUACGUCGAGCUCUCGGAUGCGGAACGCAAAUGCGGUCGCGAGAACUUUGACUUUUACUGCUUUCUCAUAUGGCCAUUCAUUGAGGGCAGUUGGCUCGCGGGAGUCGCGAUAAUGGGCCUUAUCCCGCCGAAGGGGAUGGAAGAAGUAUGGGUGGACCUACGCGAAGCUCAGGACAUGGCACAACUAAUGGGAAAAACACUCUACCACCAAGGCGAUAUCUCCUACUUCGAAGCUGUCAACAAGGAAACGCUCAAGAAUGCCUUCCAGCGCUUCCAGGAGGAAGGCAUAAUCACAAUCCGGAAAUCCAAAUCCGGCCGCACCCCGCCACUAAUGCGCGUCUCACCGGACUGGAUCGCGAAUGAUCGGCUCUGGGAAUUCGUUGAAAAGAUCGCCAUAUCCCGGCGCGAGGGCAAGAACCGGCGCGAUAACGAGAGCGUCAGCUCCCGCGUCCUGAAGCUGGCGGAGAGGUGCGGGCGCGAGCUUUUCGAGAGGGGUGGCAUUUGA
Molecule: messenger RNA, 2367 nt
Organism: Tuber melanosporum (Perigord truffle)
Lineage: Eukaryota; Fungi; Ascomycota; Pezizomycetes; Pezizales; Tuberaceae
Exons: 4
Coding region: 1-2367 (788 amino acids)
Cellular component (GO): mitochondrial membrane
Source: RefSeq, a predicted model, not a curated record